AAAUUGAGAUGCCGGGAUCGCGGGGAAGACUGGGGCCUCUCGACGGGGCCCCCCCCCGGAACGUCGGGCCCGUGGCCGCCACCGCGGGGCUGUCGCUCACGGUGCCCCUGGCCGCGGCGGCGGACGCCCUCGCCGGCAGGGGGCCGCCGGGCCCCGCGGGCCUCGCGGCCGCGGCGCUGGUGCUCGGCGGGUACGCGCUGCUCACCGCGGGCUGA
Molecule: messenger RNA, 215 nt
Organism: Prorocentrum cordatum
Lineage: Eukaryota; Dinophyceae; Prorocentrales; Prorocentraceae
Source: the annotation of a GenBank genome assembly